AUGACAGCAGGCCGAGCUCGGGCUCCGCGUGGAAGAAGCGGCUCAACCCCUCCUUUCAGGACACCGUUAGGAGGCAAGCUUGUACCUGAAGCCAUGAGUAAAAACAACCAGUGGGAUGUGAACAAAGCACUAACUCUUGCAAGCCUCUUCCAUUUUCUUUAUGGGGCAAGCAAUGCCUGCACAGCCCCAUUUUUAACUCUGUACUUUCGGCAGCUGGGAUUAACUGCACCUUUAGUAGGGAUUAUUAUUGGGCUGAAACACUUAAUCGCUUCUCUUUGGGCCCCGCUAUGUUCCUACUUAGCAAAAACCCACGAUAAAAGGAAAGUUCUCAUAACUGGAUCUCUGUUGUGCUCUGUUGGAGCAGGUUUGCUUCUUACUCUUGUUCCACCUGUGAGCAAGGACAUUGCCUAUAAAUACUGUAAUGUGAGCCAGCACUCAGGGAAACUACUUACCACAACCCAGGAGCCUGAUAUUAGUACAAAUAAUCUGAGUGCAGUGAAUUUCAGACUCAUCACUGAUACUGGAUCAGUUGGAAUGGCUUCUAAUGAUAUGGUGACUGCCAGAAUGCCAACAGGAGCACAUACACGACUAAAGAAAAAUUCCUCUAUAAAAAUUCUUUCUGAGAUAAACCAUCUAGUCACUGACAUUAAUACUGAUAAACAGCAAUUCAUUGAUGGCUCCUCUGGUGAGACAUCUGAGAAAGAAAGUCUCCUACUGGAACAAAAGUUAACGACCCUUCCUGUGAAAGGAUCCUUGAAGGCAACCAGAAACCCAACAAGUGGCAUCAUGAAUAUCAAUGAAAGUUCUGAGGGAAACAGCAGUUCAGAGAGAACUCACUUCACACUUCACACAGCGCCUUUUACAAAGACUUCCUCCAUCUUCAAAAACUUAUCAGGCCGAUGGGGAAGAGCACAGGAUGUAAGCUCCCACCUUCUGCAAGGUAUUGAGUUCUUAAACAACCAGCAUGAGGUCUUUCUCAUGGUGCUAGGUGUGGUUGUGCUUUGGGAGCUCCUGGCAGCACCUCUUGGGUGGAUGGUUGAUGACAGCCUCUAUGAGUACCUUGAUUUUGUUGAUGCUGCAGAUAAAUACGAGAAUCUUUGGAUUUGGAGUUACCUGGGAGCAUCUGUGGGAGCCUGCAGUGUAACAGUAUUUGUUGAUCAUCUGAACUGCUUUUUGAGCACCAAUAUCCCACGGUUUGCAGUACAUUUUUAUGGCUAUGCCUUACUGAUAACCUUAACAUUACUUGUCAGUGUCUUCUUUCCCAUUCCUGUGUCCCAAAAAAAUGAACAUAUCAAUAAAACGGGCAAAGCUUUGAACCUUAUUGGGAGUGAUGGCCGAACCAUCCUGUGUGCUGUCACCAUCUUCCUCACGGGAGUCAUUGGCUCAACAGUGCAGAAUUUUCUUUUCUGGCAAAUGCAAGAUCAAGGCAGCAGUGAGUUGAACAUGGGCCUUGCGGUGGCCACUGGACUGAUUGCUGAAAUUCUGCUCUACGUCUUCAAAAGCAAGUUGCUAAGGGCACUCUCAGGUGCUGGCACGGUUGCUUUGAGCUUAAGCUGCCUGGCUGCACAGCUGCUGUACUACUCAUUCCUGUGGAACACCUGGGCAGUACUGCCAAUCCAGAUCCUCUGUGCCUUCAGCAAUGGUGCCUUGUGGUGGGCUGUGAACAUGGUAGCAGAUGACAUUGCCACUCCUGACACAGAGAAAUCUCUGCCUCUGGUCUUACAAGGCCUAUCUUGUGGAUGUGGAGCCAGUCUGGGCAGCUUUGCAGGAGGGUUUGUUGUGAACACUUUUGGCCUGGCAGUACUCUACAGAGCAUGCUCCAUUACUUUAAUACUCUGGCUAAUCUUGUUCUUGAUUGUCCAGUCGAAGUUGCCACGGCAGAAAAAAAUUAACUAUUCCCGUCUCCUAGCUGCAGAUUCUAGUGAUAUGAGUGACUCUGAUGAUGAUAAAGAAAGGGAUUGGCUAGUGAAAGCUAUGAAAGAUGAGAACUUCAGUAGGAACUGGUAACAGUCUUGCAUUUCUUCAGUCUGUUGGCCAAAAUGCAGACUUGGAAGAAAUAGGGUGUGUUUAUGAGAAAUAAAGCAAAACUCUGCACAUGUAAUCUCUGCGGAACUAUUCUACUAUCAGUGGGAUUUACAAUGUACAUAUUUUCUCAGAAGGAGAUGAUAAAGAUUUUAUAAAGAUUUUAUUUUCUUAAAAUUAAUUUAUUGUAAAUAUCUGUAGCAAUUUUACUUUUCUAAAAUUUAUGUUUCAGAG
Eublepharis macularius is the source of this 2256-nucleotide messenger RNA. It is a transcript of the gene MFSD6L, whose product is annotated as major facilitator superfamily domain containing 6 like. Bases 1 to 2007 code for a protein of 668 amino acids. Lineage: Eukaryota; Metazoa; Chordata; Lepidosauria; Squamata; Eublepharidae. The transcript is spliced from 2 exons. Gene Ontology annotation, cellular component: membrane. The record is from RefSeq and is a predicted model, not a curated record.